Messenger RNA from Thermothielavioides terrestris NRRL 8126, 1074 nucleotides. RefSeq lists its product as uncharacterized. The record is from RefSeq and is a predicted model, not a curated record. The transcript is spliced from 4 exons. Bases 1 to 1074 code for a protein of 357 amino acids. NCBI's taxonomy places the organism in Eukaryota, Fungi, Ascomycota, Sordariomycetes, Sordariales, Chaetomiaceae. Gene Ontology annotation, molecular function: methyltransferase activity.
AUGCUGGAAGCCCUCCGGGAAACCGCCAAGCCGCCCCUCACCACCAACCGCAGCCCAGCACUGCCGCCGUCCUUCGCCUCAGCGUCCAGCCUCGCCCCAAGCAGCAACUCCACCCUCACGACCACGGACAGCUCCGCCAGCGCCGACGCCGGCACGAGCGGCGACGCGGCCUCCAUGACCAGCUCGGUGCGGGAGCACGUGUUCGAAGGGGGCCUACGCUACCACGCCUACCGCGCCGGCAAGUACGCCUUCCCCAACGAUGAGUCCGAGCAGAUCCGCGACGACCUGAAGCACGCCAACUCGCUCUUGCUAUCCGGCGGCAAGUACUUCUUCUCCCCGGUCGAGGACGCCCUCGAAGCCGGCGGGGAGGUGUUGGAUUUAGGCACUGGCACGGGUAUCUGGGCCGUGGAGCUCGGCGACAAGUACCCCAAGACGAAAAUAACCGGGAUCGAUCUAUCCCCCAUCCAGCCGACUCUCGUCCCCGAGAACGUUCACUUCUUUGUCGACGACUUCGAAGAAGAAUGGAUCGAUCCCGAGGAUAAGUACGACCUAAUCCACCUCCGGAACACGCUGCACUCCGUGAAAGACCCCCAAGCCCUCCUCGAGCGGGCAAUCCGCCACCUCAAACCCGGGGGCUACUUCGAAGCCUCGGACAUCUGCUUCAUCCCGCGCAGCGACGACGGCACGCUGACGCCUUCCACGCCGUACGCCCUGCGCGACUUCAUCAGCUACAUCGCGGCGGGCGUGCGCGCGCUCGGGUCGGACGUGUACGCGGUGCUGGCGCUGCCGGACGCGAUGCGCGGCGCGGGGUUCGCCGACGUGCGCCGCGCCACGCUCAAGCUGCCCCUUGGCCCUUGGCCGCGCGACCCGCGGCUGCGCUGCUGCGGCCUGCUCACGCGCACCGUCAUGAUGGAGGGCCUGCGCGGCGUCAGCGCGCGCCCGCUCGCCGCGCUCGGCUGGACGCCGCUGCAGAUUGAGAUGUUUCUCGUCGAUGUGCGCAAGGCGCUCAUGGACGAGAGCGUGCAUGUGUAUUUCGAAUUGCACGUUGUGUAUGGGAAAAAGCCGGAGCGUUGA